AUGGUUCAAAACGUAGAGGUGAAUCUGGGAGAAAAGCAGAAAGGUAAAGUUACUUAAUAGUUGUUGAACAGCUCUACUCAGUUGUCUCAAACUUUUGAUUCGGCCCCUGCAUGCCAGCCUGCAAGACAAGCACGAUACUUGACCACUCAGACCGUGUAACCGUACAUAACAGAACAAAAGUAAUGCAUGAGAGAAGAAUUCAACUUCUCUGCUAUGUCACUGCGUUCCGCCGCAGAGAAAACGUUUAAGUUCUAAUCAGCAGAAAGGCAACAACACGUUGAAAUAGGAAGGACACGACCAGUUGUGUUUAUUGGGGACGAGAAAAAACUAACGUACAAGAAAUAAAGUAGUGGCGGAGAAAAACGAAUUACAUCACUGUAAACUACGAGACUAAACGUAAACAGCAUACUAGAAAAAUUACGCUCGGCAAGGUGCGAGCGGUAAAACUGGCUGUGUCGAGUGACUAACGCGAGAGGCGACAAGGCUUAAAUACCGAGAUGUGACGUAAAAUCCCUAGAGGAUAAAACUGCGGCCAUAAAUGCAAAUUCCGAACAUAAACACAUGAAUUUUCUCUCCUGUUAUUGUGAAGCAUUUCCAAAGUGUGCCGACUUUUUUGCGAUUGACGAAAUAUAGUUCUCGUCUAGAGAAACGAAUACUUCGGGGGGAGACUUUGUAAUGGUAUAUGUACUAACAGGAUUUUACACAAUUUUCCUAAUUUUUUUACUGAAAAGGAUAAAAUUGCCAUUUAAAUGCACAUUAGUGCGACCCUUCCGCUUAUAUUAACGCCGAUUGCAAAUUAAACAUUUUUACGUGGUGGAAAUGUCUGAAGGUAGUUCGAACGCGUUAGCGACUUCCGUGUUUGUGUUAUGUCUCCAUCCCUGGCUUGAAUCUUUGUUUGACGUCACUGGUAAUCUUCAGUUCGGUAUCACCAAAUGCUGCCCAGGGCGAAUGCUAUUCAUGUUUGUAAACUUUCCGAAUACUUUGAACAAGGUCUUAUACUUUGAACAUAAGAAAAGAGUUCAACUCCCAGAGGACUGGUUUGGGACACCAACAUGGCCGCCGUUUCAUUGUUUUGGGACACCAAUAUGGCCGCCGUGACGUCAUGUGAAAACACUCCAUUGGCAGUUGACAUUGAAAGUUAAACACGUUUUGGCGUUAUUCAAAUACCAUAACUAGUUGGAGUUUUGAAAACGAUUUUGCGUUUAAGUCGCUGUUGGUUCCACGUCCAUCAUUUCUAUGGUUCAAAGCUUUUCUUCAAUAUAAACAAAAACUGUGAAUACGGGCCAAGAUGAUGGGUUGGCCUUUUCUCUGGUCAAUUCGCUAGUUUAAUUUGUUCAGAAAACCGGCAUCUCUAAAAAAAUCCUGCGGAAUAAACAGGGCAAUUUAAUUGAGACAAAGAUAUUAUAUUUUUUGAUAUUUCUUUCAGCGCGUAGUUUCCGUAAACAACACAUACGUUAACCAUUAUAAGAGGGCGCUCAUAUCGUUAAUGGUGCCUCUUGAAAACCGCAAGGAAAGAAUAAAACCGUGACAUUGCAAUUGACAAAAAGCGAAGACAAGUUGACAAAUGAAAAAGGCCAAAUUUACAAACCCCUUUACAGUUUUAAGAAAAAAACACAUCUUAGCCUCAUUCUUUGGUUAAAUCCGUAUUUUAAAGAGGUUUUACUAACUUUCAUCAGUGCGAUCUAAACUAACUGUUAACUUUGUUUAUGAUGGUAGGAGCGAGUAAAGUCAAAAUAUUAAGUGCUGCCAGGUAAUAGAAUCGGCCGAGUGAUUUCUGACAUAAAAGUCUGAAUGACAAACACAACUGCACCUGAACUGUAGGACAGAAAGUCUGCGAUUCAGCACUAAAUUAUUGUAUCAAUUACAGCAAAAUAUGAGAAACGCAAGUAAGGGAAUGUUAAAUGCAUGUAAGCGCAAACUUCCUUUUAAACUCUACUGACCAAGGGGAAAAUGUUUUCAAGCUGAAGCUGGGUAAAAUGCUCAAUGAAGACUUUUUUCCCGUUGAUUAUGAUUGGCUAGUAUUAAUAGCAUGGGAUCUGGUAGUUAAAUGUUAUUGGCUGAAUGCAUGUGACACCUGUUGCUUCAUUUUCAUUGGCUGUUUAACUGUCUGCUUUAGCAUGUUCUAUUACAAGCUGCUUGCGGUCAUAUGGGUCAAAUUGCACGACUUUUCCCUAUUAACAGUAUUGCUUUUCUUUCCUGACCUAUCAAGGUACCCUCCAUGCAACAGUUGGAAUCCGGGUCCUUAAUAAAACGUCUGAGGGAUACUGGUUCCUUAUGAGAUUCAACGUGUCACACGUGGGGGGGAAUGAGGACAUAGGUCGAGACGUCCAAAUAAGGACAAACUACUACGUGGUUCGACUUCAGCGGCUAGAUUCAAGGUGAUUUUUAAAAUUUUGUAGGUCAAAAAGGUGAAAAGAACACGAAUCUAUGUCGGGUGAAGGGGUAAGAGCAAUGUGAUUAUGUAAGGAUAAAUGGCUCGCGGUUUCGAUUAGCGGUAACUCACUGUUUUCUUAACUAUUAUUAUCACAACCAAACAAACUCCCACAAAACUGCUAGUUACGCUAAUAGGCACAUUUAAACGACCAUGAAUAUUAUUAUAAUAUGUUUUUUCAUUGUGAUUUUUUAAACAUUUUGAAGCUCAAAAGAUGAAAAGAACACGCAAAUCUGCUCGGAGUUCGAUUCGGCCGGCGGGGUGCAUGUACGUGUCCGUCUCUGCUCUUACCUGAGUAAAUAACAACCAAUACAGCGAAGAUAUUAAACUGUUGGCAUCAGGGCUGGAUAGUUACAUCAGUGGCACUGUUGAAGUUUAACUUUGGAAGCAAUGCAGUUGCCAAACCCCAAAAUUUACUUACGGAUAAGGAAGAUAAGCUGUAAGCCCUGUGUCACUAACUUUCCACUGAAUAAAUUAUGAGGGACGUUAAAGAACCCACACACUGCCUCCGAAAGACUAGGGGACGUAGUUCCCGGUGUGGUGGUCUAUCUCAAAUUCACACUCACGUACUCAUUCCUUCAUUACUUGUGAACUGCUACAUAAAGCAGCAGUGGCAGAUCCAGAAGAAGCCUCCCUCCCCCUCCCAUUAUUUUUAGACCAAAGUGAUCAUGAGGCCCGAAGGGCCGAAACCAACCAGUGUUGUAAAUUAUCCCUGAAAAACCCCUAGGGGAGUGGGUAAUAUGAUAUUUACAAUCUUCAUACGUCUAUAUUUUAGAACAGCAAACAAUGGAACUGUAAGAUUAGUUGAACUUUAUGGGAAUUAUUCCACCAGUGAAGAGCCAUUGCGUCUUGUGUUUGGCAUUCUUGAACAGUUACUCCCACCACUCAAGCGAGACCUGUACGAAGACGUGGAUGGUAUAAAGGGGGCUGGAUUCAACUCGAUUCACCCUGAGGAGUCCCUUCUACUGCCACGCCCAGUAAAAAUGCAUCGAGAAGCAAACACUUCUGAUAAGGAUAUCAUCCGGGUAAGGAAUCAUUUUAACAACUCAGAUUUCACAAACACAUCGUCAGAGGUUGAUAUAGAUAUGAAUAUGACUUACUCUGAUUUUGCAACUGUCAACAAGAGCAGCGGAAUGAUACUUGAGAGUAGCUCUCAUUUUUAUACAGAGUUGAACUUAGGAGAAUUUAUUGACAACAAUGGAGGUCGGAAUGAUACGAUAUCAACCAUAACGAAAGUUAAUUUGACAAGGCACCUGUGGCUCGUAGAAACAGAAAAUUUCGAUUUUUUGAAGAUAUAUCCAAAUGUUUUUGUGAAGCUUAAAGUUUCAAAAGCGUCCACUUUUUCACUCAACGAAACUGAAAAGUUUCCAUAUAAUGCUACUAAUUCAAGCGAAACCCCGACAAACUUUUCCGCGCCGAUGCAACAGCACAACUCAACCAACUCGUCAAUCACUUCUUUGAAACGCGUUCGAAGAGCCAACGACGAGGACAAUAAAAUUAUUCGUGAAAUAUGGGCAAAAACGGAGCCCUUGUACCUUGGUGCCGAGGAAACAUUUGCGCUGUUUGUGAAAGAAGUUCUUGGAUUCAAAGUGAAGGGAAGUGCUAUAUUCUCUGUAAAGUUCGGCAGUGAAGGUCUUAAAGAGGUAGGCGUCACCUUCAAGCUAUCAAUCGGAGGUAAAAACCUGCCGGCCAUACUGUCUAUUAAGUACUCAAGAUCUCAAUUGCAAGGAAAGCCUGUACGUUCUGGACAUCAGUGGCAAAUAAAGAUGGUGAGACUUUUUUUAAACAUCUAUUUAUUGUGUAAUUCUUUGUCAGAUGAUUGGAUGUAAUAACUUAUACAUUUCCAUCGUUAGCUAAGCCCUUCGUCAGAGCAAUAAGUGGUUGGGCUAUUCCGCUGUGGGCAGGAUUUACAAAGCCCUCCUUAGUUUAUAAAUAUGAUUUGUUUGCAAGCGUCAGGCUCUAUUAAAAGUGAGAGAUAAUAAACCAAAAUGAUGAAGAUAUUCUCUCGUUAUACCCUAAGGCUAAAUAUAUAUGUAUUCAUCUUUUUUAAAACAUCAGAACAGGUGAAGAGCAGUUUUAUUCUCUCAAAGUACUGACAGGACUAACCGAUACAUACUGUUUAGUUUAUUAGAAGAGUAUCUUUAUCUUGUUUAGAGUGUUUCUGUUCCUGUACACGCCCUGAGACUUGGAGUGGACUUUGCCUUGAAAGUCAAAGUUAAUAUCAAGCUGAGCUUUCCUCCCUCUAAGAAUUCACUUAAUCCCGUCAAACUAACCGUGCAGGUAUGUACAACUCGUCAUAAUAAUAUUGCUCCCCUACUCUCGUUUUCCACACAUUGCGCAGAAUCAGGUUAAGAUGAUAACCGCGACAUGAUAUAAAGGUUAUUGGGUUGUUACGGGAUGCUUAAGGAUUGUUUAAGCUUUAAGUUGGUGGAAGAGUUUUUUUGUUGUUUGACGUUGGUCAGGUUUUUGUGCUUAGCGCAGGUACUAGCACAAUGGUGACGAACCUGACGUUUCCGCAAUUUUCUAAGCAUCUGUAUUAUAAGGCAACUUGCUUAUUCCUUAAGUUGAAUUGUCCUUUACAAACAUAAGAGAUGAAACCUAGACUGUUCAUAGUCCCAAUUUUUCCGUUAGCGUGUAGAUUGAGUAUUCACCGUCACUGGCAGCCAUUUUGUAAUUGGUAUCGAAUGUAACGAGGACGAGGCAUCGGGGUUAAUAGCGCAAUGGCAGCUUCUGGCCUGCGUGGCAAGCUUUAAAAGGGAAAGGGGAAGGGUAAAUUCGGGCGCGCGAGAGGCGCUUUCCCUUCCCCUUUUAACGCCUGUCACACAAGCUAGUCAUAUUCAAGUUAGACUUGGUCAAGAUGGCCGCCUGCAGUGCUAGUUCUCGACUAUCUUACGGAAAAAUAGUCGACUGAGAACGGUCUACGGCAAACCCAACCAGGAAGACAUUUCUCCUUGCUAGAAAAUUAAAACAAUGAAAAUGUAAACCCUUUAACUAUUCAAUUUAGUUACAAGAGGUUUAUUCUGUCGACAGAUUGAGCCUUUUUCCGAAGUCACGGCAAGUAUUAAAGGCUAUAUAUCGGCCCACGCUAUCCGUGCUGGUGCCUAUGGAGAAGGCACAUUAGUGCGAAUUGGGCUUCCUGUGACCCUAUCCUAUUGUGACAAAAGGUGGUGUAUAACCCUUUGUUUGAGUUUGAAAGCACUGGAGCUAGACGCCGGAAUUUUUUAUCAGUGGUGGAACGUGUGGAAAUGGGACUGGGGAGAGCGGCGUACAAUUCAUGACUUCGGAAAAUGGGCUGCGUUACAAAAGAACUUGAAGUUGUUUAAUAAGUGUACUGCGCCACCUACCCCGAAGACGGACCCAAAGCCUAAUCCUAAUCCUGAUCCCGAACCUAAACCCAACCCAGCUUCAACAACAGCAACCUCAACGACAUCAUCGAUCGCACCAAGUAUGGCAUCAUCUAACAGCUCAGUUACAAGAACAGAAACAACAACUAGCACAAUAACGACUACAUCUAUACUGACAUCGACGGUAACUGUUUGUACACCAUCACCAUCGUAUGUAUUCACAUUAGCAGAACGCCCUAGCGCAACGAUUUCUUCUCUAACAAAUGCAUCAAGUAUGGAAGGCAAAUCAAGAAAAUUUACCACAACUUCAGAGGCCUCAAUAUUUUCGUUAGAAGUAAUUCCAGCAGUUACGAGUAUGGAAGCUAAAUUGUCCAUAGCUACGGAGGGUAUGACUUCAUUGACUUUGCAAGAAACAACACCACUGCCACAAACAAAGACUACAACAUCAGAUGCAGAAACUAGAACAGCAACAGCAGCAAAUACAUUGGCCACAGAAACUACAGCUGGAAGCAAUUCACCUGCUACCACACCAGGAACGAAAACAACGGAGACUAAAACAGUUUCUUCGUCGACAGCUAGUAUGCCAAGAAGUUUGCUAAACGUUACACCAACAACAGGUACAGAAGAUACGCCCACAACGAAUGUGUCAGCUUCAAACACUUCAGCUACACAAACAAAAUUAACGCUAACAUCAGGGGAAGCAACCUCUGCACAAGGUUUACCUGAUCUCACAGUAAGUGCUCCGGCAACAGUUACAGUGGUUCAGGUAACAAGGAUGGAUACUGCUAAGGCAUCCGUCACAAAUACAGCGACAUCCACUCCUUUAUCAAAAGUCAGUUAUCCAUCAACUUUAGUCACACCAAACAAACAAGUAACAACUACAAACACUGACGGAAUCACACCGUCAACAGCUUCCGUCAUUACAGCUAUUACAUCAACAGUGGCGUUAGAGGCUGCGAAAACAUCAUCGACAAAAACUCUGGACAUUGGAUCAACUAAAUCGGCAUCACCAACGGCAACUUCAUCAACGAAGACCACAGCGAUACUAACCGUUAAAGGGACAGCGGCAACUCCAUCUACAGUACUAACUGCAGCCACAGUUGGAUCUACAGCUACAGAAAUCAUUUCACCGGCACCAGAAAACAUGCCAUCAAUAGCCUUAGAUUCUUUAGCUACAACGAUCAACUCAGAGGCAUCAUCAGUGAUUAAAGCGACUACAUCAAGAAACGCUGAAGCGUCUACACCAGAACUUACCUUUAUACUGACCACAUCGGCUACAGCUACUACACCAACACAAGAAGUUCCUGUCACUUUUCCCGAGGCUGUGGAUUGA
Molecule: messenger RNA, 7108 nt
Organism: Porites lobata
Lineage: Eukaryota; Metazoa; Cnidaria; Anthozoa; Scleractinia; Poritidae
Source: the annotation of a GenBank genome assembly